AUGACAGUGGUUCCAGAAAAGCCGGCAGGCUUCGCUGAGCUGUCCAAGAACAAGAGAGUGUUAGCGUGGUGCCUUCUCAUUUUCAUUCUACCUAUCAACUUCGGGUACGAACUUGCACUCGUCGGCAACAUCCUCGCUAUUCCUGCCUUCCUCGAUCGCUUCGGAACGACCACGGCCUCCGGCAUCAAGGAGAUUCCGACCCAAGAUCAGCAAAUACUCAAUGCCUCUACUACCGUCGGCAUCGUGCUAGCAGCAUAUUGCACCGGAUUCAUCUCGGACAUCAUCGGACGCCGCAUGGUUGUCAUCUGCGGUUGUGUUCUUUGCAUUGCCGGUAUCAUCGUUCAAGGUUUCUCGAACUCGAUUUUGAUGCUAUUUGGCGGCAAGCUCAUCAGCACCGUUGGGUACGGUUUGGGCCACGCACUGGGUCCCGUAUACGUCGCCGAGAUUGCACCGGACGCUUUACGCGGAGUAUGUCUCAUUCUCAUCAACACCAUGAUCGUCAUCGGACAGUGGUCCUGCGCUCUCGUCGGCUACGGCGGGUCUUUUAUCAAGAGUGACUGGGGCUGGAGGUUGCCUGUACUCGCACAGCUGGUGCCUCCAGUCUUGAUGCUGGUGCUUGGUGGAAUCUUGCUUCCAGAGUCCCCAUCUUGGCUGCUGAUGAUGGGAAGACGCGAAGAAGCCGGGAAGUCACUGCGAAAAUUCAAUGGCCCGAGACACAACGUAGAAGAGACCUUGGCAAUCAUUGAAGCAACACUUGAAAAGGAGAAGGCAUUAAGCAAAGGUGGCGCCUCAUACUUCGACUGUUUUCGGGGCACCAAUUUGCGCAGAACCACAAUUGUUUGCAUGGUGUAUUUGACCCAGCAAUUUGCUGGUGCUCAGCUGGUUGUGGGCUACCUCUCAUAUUUCUUCACUAUUGCUGGAGUGGGUAACCCUAUCGGUAUUGCCCAGGUCUGCUACAGUAUUCAGCUACUUGGCAACAUUUGUUCGUGGUUCUUGGUAGAAAGAGUCGGUCGCAGACCACUGAUAGUCUGGGGAACUGUGGCUAUGACGGCGCUUCUACUAGUGAUCGGUGGCCUGGGUGUUCCCAAAAGUAAUCAGAACGCUCUUACUGCCAUGGUUGCACUCAUGGCUCUUUGGGGAUUCAUUUUCCAACUUUCGAUCGGUGCUAUCGGAUAUGCCGUCGGUGGUGAGACUGCAUCCCCUCGUCUUCGUCAAAAAACGUAUUCUAUCAACGUGAUGAGCAACACAGCGGCGGCAUGUCUUGUCACGCAGCUUAUGCCGUUCUUGAUCAACCCCAGCAACGCCAAUCUCGGAGGCAAGGUUGCUUUCGUUUUCUUUGGACCAUCGCUGCUGUGUUCUAUCUACCUCUACUUCUGCUUCCCAGAGAUGAAGGGCCGCAGUUAUUUGGAGCUGGAGAACAUGUUUCAGAAGCGUUUGCCAACUCGAGCAUUCAAGAACUACCAUUCAGAGAUCGAGACUGUCGAGGUGGAUGAUGGGGAGAAAGUUGCGGUGGUCCUGAAGGAUUAAUGAGUUGGCAAGACAUGCCGCGGCCAUUGUUCUGCUACCUAUACAACGCAAGGUCUACCGUAGCAACAAGUAUUAAUGGGUAUCAACGCAGUUCUUGGAAUCUAACCAGAUUCAGCGUACCUGGCCCCCUUGCACGGAUUUUCUCUGCGUUUCGAGAUGCAGUCUUUAUAAAAAAUCUCUGAGUAGAUCGUUGACACGAUCUACCGAUCAAGUG
Molecule: messenger RNA, 1741 nt
Organism: Colletotrichum godetiae
Lineage: Eukaryota; Fungi; Ascomycota; Sordariomycetes; Glomerellales; Glomerellaceae
Product: maltose permease
Exons: 4
Coding region: 1-1527 (508 amino acids)
Biological process (GO): carbohydrate transport; transmembrane transport
Cellular component (GO): membrane
Molecular function (GO): carbohydrate:proton symporter activity
Source: RefSeq, a predicted model, not a curated record